AUCACUCAGUCACUCUGCAGCUUUGCCUUCUCACAUCUAGUCGUCUUCUCUCCGCGGUCGACUAUUCCAUUUCGCCGGUAAAUUCAUCAAGUGCCCUUUUUUUCUUGUUGGGUUUUCUUUUCUUUGUGGCUUCUUCCUGGAAGCAUAGCCCGUGUGUAUCAAUUUCUUGUUUACAAACGGCAUGUAGAGGCAACCUGAGAGUCGAAAUGAAGCUGAAGGUAGUGUGCCGGAAAGUAUAUGAUUAUGUCCGAUAUGACUUGAAGGAAAUUGCAUUCCCUUCAUCUUUACCUGACCCCCCUCAUAUCAAAAAGCGCAGGAAACUAACGUGGAAGGAGCGUUACCUUGUGUUGAAGGAAGCUUCAAGGCUUUACGCUGCAAGCUGGGUAAGGGACAUUGGCCCUGAACUCCGACCUAAUGACUACAAAAAGGAGCAAUAUAAUGAAGACAUGCCUCAUGAAGAAAAUGGUAUAGCUAAGGAGAAGGAACCCUCCACAUUGGAGGACCUAGCUGUCGCUGCAAGAGGUGGAAUGGAAACUCUUAGGCCUGCCCUGCAGCGGGUUUAUAUGACUAGAGCAUCAGCAUACAGAGAUGCCCUCAAAAGCUUCAUUGAAGGAUAUCAAGAAGGUAUUCAACAAGUCAUGGAGAAGAAGGAAGAAGCUAAUAAAUCUCAAGAAGAAAAGGAUGUUGGUAAAGGAACAUAAAACGUUUCGGUUGUCACAGGUUAUGUGUAUUGAUCCUUCAAAUAAUUGUAUAUGCUAGGACUGUACUGUGUAGUGAUCAACAUUAUAUGCAGGCUAAUGGAAUUUGGUGAAGUGAGUCAGGUGAAGUUUACUUGUGUUUUCUAGCUUCUCAACUUCCAAAAGGAAGCUAGAAAAAAGCUUGAGAGAUUGUAAACAAAAUUUACUUAAAAUUUUCUGUUUCUUGCUAUUAUUUUUCAUUUUUCUUC
Molecule: messenger RNA, 946 nt
Organism: Ipomoea triloba (trilobed morning glory)
Lineage: Eukaryota; Viridiplantae; Streptophyta; Magnoliopsida; Solanales; Convolvulaceae
Exons: 3
Coding region: 207-701 (164 amino acids)
Source: RefSeq, a predicted model, not a curated record